This is a messenger RNA of Alternaria burnsii, 1215 nucleotides long. RefSeq lists its product as uncharacterized. The transcript has 2 exons. Bases 1 to 1215 code for a protein of 404 amino acids. The record is from RefSeq and is a predicted model, not a curated record. Lineage: Eukaryota; Fungi; Ascomycota; Dothideomycetes; Pleosporales; Pleosporaceae.
AUGUCGACAGCAGAGGUUCCCGUGAACGGCCGCUUUCCACAAGAAAACAUCCAGGGACAUGGUCCUAUCUGGAUUCAUAGUAUGACCGCUACCGUCUCCUUGGCCGCCUCCGACACACCGUUUGAAAACAUCAUCCUCCAGGUCCUCAAAGUCGAAAUGUCAUGCACAGGCAACCUCGACACUCACACUAUCCUCGUCGAAGACGCUAGCCUUCUCCGCAUGUUUCUAGUGAAGGACAACGCUGUAUUCAUCGAUUUGGAUGCUCUCAACGUACCCGUACUAGUCUUCGCGUUAGAAGCUGCGGGUCCCAUGCCUGAUAACGAAGGAGAAGAAGAUACCGACGAGGACUUCGAGAUGCUACAGAAUGCUUGGAGAACUUGUCGUCUCAUGUGGAAGCGGGGGAAAGAUGUUGCUGGUCAAGCCAGCAGUGCUAAUCGCGCCGGAAUUCCAGUAGUAAGAUCAGGAAAUGGUCUGAAUGGAAAGCGACGACGGGUAUACACACAGCAAACAGCAGAUCCUUCACGUACCCCGAAGACGCUAAAAUCUUCUGUACAAGCUGGCGGAGACGCCAUCCUGCAGCUAGAAGACGACGAGUGGUUUAGUAACGCUGCAGUGGCUCCGAUACUAGGAGAGAGUUCUUCGACCGAACACCAGAGCAAGCAAGACUUCAAGGAUCAUGAUGAGGCCGAGUACGAUGACGAAAUUGACGAAGAUUUUGACCCGUCUAACAAGGUGAAGGCGAAGCGUCCAGAUACCCACAAGGCCCCUACAUCAUCCAAGAAGUCAAUGGGGAAGAGGCCCAGGAAGCCCAUAUCGUCUGCUACGCCGCGCAAUGUGAAGCCUCGCAAUCCAACAGUAAUGAUCUGGCCAACCACCAUAAUCACAACCGGUACCGCGGGAGGCCGUCUGCGUCCUCUUAUGGUAGAGAUGGGCCAAAUAUUGACGACAGAUGCUCAGCGCGAAGAGUACAUGGAUCUCGUCUGGACGCGUCGCCGAGCCGCUGAAGGUGACGACAUUGCCAAGCAAGCCGUUAUCCAUGACCUCGAAACAUUUGUGCGUGCUCAUGGUAUUGUGGACCAGCACAACUUGUGGGCGCGUUGGAUGGAGUCUGGCAUCAAAACCGCCAUGCCCAUGUACAAGCCGGUCGGUACUGGUGAGAUGGAUCCGACUGAGAGGAAGCAAAUGUUUGAGAGAAAGAAGGCACGUCGGACUUAG